GCGGUCACGUGGUGGACGCCGUCCUCCGCCCGUCGGUCUGAGGCGGCGCGACGACUUCCUUCUUCACGGGAAUGCAUGUCUACCCCCAUGUCCUGUCCUGCUGCGCUACGUUCUGGUAGAUUGCCUCUUCUAAAGCACUUCCAUUUUUACCAAAAAUACUGAAUUUCACUUGACGGAGCAAAAGGACAUUUUAAUGCUUACUAUAAAUUAAGGAAAUCUGGAUCCCCUGAGUCUACAGACAGAAGAAAUGUGGCGAAGCAGAAGUUAAGCAUUGGGUUGGAAGACAUCCCUGGACCGUAACUGAUGAAAAGCUUUUAAAUCGUCUCAACCUUUGUCUUAAUUUUAAUUUCAGAACACAAUGAGCACAACUCCCCGGAAACGCAGGAUGAUACCUUCUCAACAGUCCCGAAGGGUGCGCCGCCGGCAUAGAUCUGCAGAACCGGCUGAGCCACAGGCAGACAUCAUUGAAACUGGUGGUGAGGUGGUUGACCUGACCUGUGAAUCCUCUGAACCUGUGGUUGUUGAUCUCACCAACAAUGAUUCUGUUGAGAUUGUGGAUGAAGAUCUCUCCUCUGCGAUCAGUCAGCCAAGUUCAGCUGAAGAUCAGCCAGGCAGAACGCAGUCAGACAGUUGUAUUCUCUGCAGUGACGAGGAAGAAGGCAGAGCAGAUGGGAGCAGCACUGUAACGAGUGCAGCAGGUGUACCUCAGGGAAAUCAUCUUCAUUCUGCCUUGUGUAACAAAGACUUGAGAUCUGAUAAGUUUGUUCACCGCAAGACUUCCUCAGGAACCAUUAGCUGUCCCAUUUGUAUGGAUGGUUACACAGAGAUUGUCCAAAGUGGGCGGCUCAUUGUCUCGACAAAAUGUGGUCACGUCUUCUGCAGCCAGUGCAUUCGGGACUCUCUCAAAAACUCUCAUACGUGUCCGAGCUGCCGAAAGAAACUGAACUCGCGUCAGUACCACCCGAUUUAUAUUUGACCGUUGGGGGUGUCUUUCUGAAAUUUCUCUCUCCAGCCAUGUGUUGGCCAUCUCAAAAUCCUAUCACGUUCCUCAGCUUUCUCAGCAGCAAAGGGCACUCCCAGUUGGAGACCGAAGGAGCGUGUGGCAUCGGCUGACCAUCUGUGACCAUCUAAUCAAAUUGACUUGCUGUAACU
Molecule: messenger RNA, 1152 nt
Organism: Pristis pectinata (smalltooth sawfish)
Lineage: Eukaryota; Metazoa; Chordata; Chondrichthyes; Rhinopristiformes; Pristidae
Gene: rnf4
Product: ring finger protein 4
Exons: 8
Coding region: 359-976 (205 amino acids)
Biological process (GO): positive regulation of transcription by RNA polymerase II
Molecular function (GO): transcription factor binding; zinc ion binding
Source: RefSeq, a predicted model, not a curated record